CGUACUUAGCGAACCGUUCCCUCCGAGCAGCGGCGCUGGUCAAAUCUGAAUUCGAUAGCAUAGAGCGGCUGAAGCUGUAGGAUUAACGAGCAGGAGGAGCUUCUUCAUCGCAGCAAGACGAGAAACACACGGCCGGCACCAGGGAAGGAGAAUGGCGACGGUAGCAGCCACCACCGCCGCAACAAUUCUCUCGAGGGGGCGGGUGAGGGCUUCGUGGGACACCAAUCCGAGCCCGAAACCUCUCAAAAUACCAAAAUUCCCCAAGCCCUCUCCCUCCUUCCCCGCUCCGUCGCUCCCGGUGACCGCCGCCGUUGCAGAGAAGCCAAAGGAGCUUCACCUAUCGGAUUUCUUCAAUUCCGGUCGAAAUCGCGCCCAAAUAGGUGAUUUGGAUGAACAAUAUAUGGGUUACGAGCGAUGGCUGCCUCCUGCUCCCAAAGUGAAAAAACCACGCUCCAUUUACAAUGCAGCAAGUUUAGCAUAUAUUGGAGAUUGCAUAUAUGAGCUCUAUGCUAGGAGGCACUUCUUGUUUCCCCCUCUAAGCAUCAAUGAUUUCAAUGAGCGUGUAAUGAAAGUAGUGCGAUGUGAAUCACAGGAUUUGCUGUUGAAGAAGCUCCUUGCGGAGGAUUACUUGACAGAAGAAGAAAGGGAUGUGCUGCGCUGGGGUAAAAACAAAAGCAGCAACAAAACAAAAACUACUAAAAGGGUUGGUGUAGCCAUUUACAACAGCGCAUCAUCUCUAGAAACACUAAUUGGAUAUCUCUACCUGACUGAUGUUAAACGCCUGGAAGACCUAAUGUAUAAGCUAGGAUUCUCUACUGAUGCUUCUUCAAAAGAUGUUGUGGAUGAGCUACGUACAAAUUUCAUGUGAUAAGCUGUUAGACCAGCCCAGGCGGAACCGAGGCGGAGACGUCCGUCGCUUUCGGUAGCCGACCGCAUCGCAAGCACCAACCGGCUAAUUUAGAAAGGAUUUUUGAGAAAGUUUAGGAGAGUUUUUGAAUGUAAGGUCUAUUUAGAGAUUUCUUUUUGAUUUGUAACAUUAAAUACUUUGUUUUUCUAGGAUUAGAGCAUCUUGAAUUAGUUGAAAUUUGAGAUCUCUUAGAAUUAGGUUUUCUUUUGGGCUCUAGAGGCGUCUAGAGAUUUGGGAGAGAUCGAU
Molecule: messenger RNA, 1153 nt
Organism: Dendrobium catenatum
Lineage: Eukaryota; Viridiplantae; Streptophyta; Magnoliopsida; Asparagales; Orchidaceae
Product: mini-ribonuclease 3-like
Exons: 6
Coding region: 152-868 (238 amino acids)
Biological process (GO): RNA processing
Molecular function (GO): ribonuclease III activity
Source: RefSeq, a predicted model, not a curated record